This is a messenger RNA of Aureobasidium pullulans EXF-150, 3609 nucleotides long. RefSeq lists its product as uncharacterized. The record is from RefSeq and is a predicted model, not a curated record. The transcript has 3 exons. Lineage: Eukaryota; Fungi; Ascomycota; Dothideomycetes; Dothideales; Saccotheciaceae. The coding region runs from base 1 to 3609 and encodes 1202 amino acids.
AUGGAGCCGAAUUCGAAGAUAUGCGAAACCGAGAUUGCCCAAGUGAGCACUCAGAAGCCCAUCAAAUGGGACGAUCGAGUUUUGCGAAGCUUCUACGAACUCAUGUCUCGCGAAAUGCUAUCUAAGCACAUUCGGCCUUCCCCUACCGCCCUCGCUGAUCUUUGGAGCACGCACCAAUGGCCACGAGAGCCAAGCCAACAAGUUCAGAAGGUGGUGUGCAAGAUCUUGCGCUGGUUUGUACGACACACUCCCGACUUUGUGACCGAAGAGCAGGUAGAUGAACACUCAGGGGAAUAUGUCUCUUACUGGCCCGAAACUGCCUUGGAGUGGGUCACUAGUGAUACCUGGGUCGGCAAUUUCAAAGGGUUUUCAGUAUCAGAGGAUGAUAGGAGGGUCACGAGGAAGGAGAAGGAGAGAUAUAUCUCCGAGACCAAGGCUACUACCGCCUGCUCCGCUGUGAUCACUGGACUCCACGACUUGGUAGAACUGGACUCUCCGACCAAUACUCAGGGUGAGUUAGAUGUCGACUUUGAAGAUGAACAACAUAGGCCGCAAUCUGGAAACCAAGCUCAGCCCGGGACCUUGCCGCCCGCUGAGCAGCAAUGCCAUCCAGUAAAGCCUGAGCAGUGGUGUCAAUACCCACCAGAUCAAUCUAGAGAACAACAACAGCACCAGGCGUGGUCACCAUCUUCGCUCUUACAACAUUCGCCGUCAGCACAGCAAAACCACCAAGAUCACUCGCAAGUACCGCGCCACUAUAACCGUUGCCAGACGCAAAAUUACGACAGUCCAGAGCCAUCUUGUGACGGGCAUAUAGACCCUCAACAGAGCUACCUUACACACGCGCCUCAGCACAGCUGCUCACAGUCGCUUGGCGAGAGCUAUCUACCUCGGUCUCGCCCCCAAGAGCACGAUGCCCGACAGUACCUUCUCACUCAGUCGCUUCAUCGCAGACUCGCCCCGUUACCCCGGUUCGACGACGCACACCCAGAACAACAUUAUCACCCACCACCGGCUCCCAUCGGAAUCACACGCUUACAUCAACACAACAAUCCGCAGCGACUUGGAUAUGAUCAUCAGCAAUCGUCAAUGAGGCAGCAACAAUCACAUGCGCCUUCAGCUCGAAAGGAAGAAAGAUGCUUCAACGAAGCCAAUUAUACUGCUGCACCACAGCCCCGAGGUCUGCCCUCGAAGCUUCUCGGACAAGGCGUUGGAUCCAGCUAUGAUCUAUUCACGCCAUUGCUGGAACAAGAUUCUGCAUACAUUAGCAAGACUGAAGGCCACGUCAGAGUAGCAAGCAAGUUAUCAGGAUAUAGCCCUAGGGCUCCAGACUUUGAAAGAGCAAACGACAGACCGAGAGCGUCCAGAUCAGCGCCAACUUCUUGGAGGUUGACCAAUCCUCUACAGCAGAGUUGGCCACCCGCAAGCGCCAAGUUCGAGGGUGAUCUCCAGAGCUCUUGCCGUGUGGAUACGCAGCCACCUCGAAGACCAUCACGACCGUUCUCGGGCGGCACUGCUGACGAACGUUGUUUCCGUAUGAAUGAGGGCGGACAAUCCAGACAAAUUCAGGCAGAUGAAGACAGAUCUGAAGUGCUCAGAAGGGCGAACAGUCUCUAUCAGGAGGGAGAUGUAGAUGAUCGUCUUGCUGCUGUCGCACUGACGCUUGGCUGCCUUUUGAGCCGGGACAGAGACAGGGCUGAUAAACGGAAAUCGUGGCUUUUCACCCGCAGAGAUGAAUGGACUGAUCGCUUUGUUCGGCAUCGAGACAGGUCUUAUGCUCCUACACUACCACUGAUUAUAUCGCACCACUUUCAGCGAGUCUUAACUUCCAUGGUUUUGUACUUUUUCCGAUCGCGCCCACCUCGGCUUGUUAUCCAAACGCUGAACAUGUUUUUUUCGCAAGAUCAAGAUGAUCACUCGCUCGCAAAACGACUGCAGGACCACAUACAUUAUAUCGAAGACGACUUACGUGAGCUUCAUCAUGAGAUGGUGGCAUUAGGAAUAAGUGAAAUCGAGCAACGCGGCUUGAAAAAGUUGAUACGGAAACUUUACAUCACUAUUGACUGGCUUGAAGGAGAACAGAAAAAGGAUUCACUUGAGCAAAGUCUGAACAAGGAUGACAUUCAACAACUGAGAAACCUUUUCUGGUCCGUCCAACAGAAGCUUGACGAGUCUACAAAACUCCAGACUCAGACCUUGAACAGACUCGACAGCUUUGGUCAGCGGCUUGAAGAAAUGCAAGCAAGGUACCAUGAAGACCAGACACAUAUGGAGGAGAAGAUGCAAGAUGCCAUCGAUGCAGCGCUGAGAAUACACAGUGCUACUUUCUUGUCCUACAUGUCCGAAAGACUUCAUGAAUUUGAACAGCGCUCAGAAGCUUGCACUCAGAGUCAAGUUCAGAAAUUGGUGUCAAAGCACCGGUUUAAUGGCAGGAGAUGGAGGUGUCCCAGCCCUACGAAGCUUUCCCGGCAGCUUGAGUCUCAAAGGAGUCUUUUAUCGGAGCUGCAAGACCUUGGUGAAGAGUCGGACAGUACGCAGACAAACGAUGGUGAAUCCUUAUCAAUUAGCACCACGCCUGCUACCGAGCCGACCAUCGAUUCCAGCAUGACAGAUAGUCAUCAACAGCGGAGCGACAGGGUGAAGCGGCACAAAAAGUAUGUGGUCUCUCCUAAGCAUCAGUCAAAGACUUUCACAACACGCGACUUGGAUCGUGGUCCUAUGGUCUUGCCAAAUCAAAGCGCUCCGAUAGCUCCUGACUCAUCGUCCUUGAAGCGUAUGCCACAGAAUCUAUCAAACCAUUCACCAAACUACAUACCACAGCUCCUAAGCACCUCAGCUUUGCCCAUAGCAACCAAACAUCUUCCCAGUUCAGCUCGAAGCGGUGAGCCAUUACCUGGCCCAUACUUACGCAAGCCAUUCCAAGUCCGCACGGCGGUUUCCGACUCGGCAAACACUGAUCAGAAGGGGGCGUACGCAUCCAAACGACCACUUUCAAACAACAACAACACGUGGAGUUGUAGAGCACCAGACGUCCUACAUCAGAAAUCGCAAUGUUUUUCGAGUCCCGGAAUCAGUCGUGCUAGAGGUCUAGUGAUGAAAGGGACACCGGACGUAACGAAGUUUCACAACACUUUUUCAACCAUGAAGUCACACACAUUUAUAACGACACCAUCAGCAAUCGAUAAAUAUCCUCAAAUUAGUGCAGAGACACCAUGUCAACAGAUCUACAAACAUCAGGGCCGUCAAAAUGCAAUUAUCACCGACCACACCAAUCGCGAGAAAAUACAGGCAAGUUCAAGUCGAUUGUCUACUCCACAGCAGUCAAAAGAACAGCGUGACUCCUUGCCAGACUGGACCAUUCAUCACGGGUCCGCCUCCAAUUCGGCGCUACUCCACUCCGCUGCACAGGGCUCUAGCAACAAAGCAACUGAGUUGCAGUCCAAUGUCAGCCCAGAAGAAGAAGAAGAAGAAGAAGAAGAAGAAGAAGAAGAAGAAGAAGAAGAAGAAGAAGAAGAGGAAGAAGAAGAUCCUCCGGUUGAGACUGCAUCUGAAAGCUUCCAACCGGUGCCCGAGACACAAUGCGCAACUGUGGAACCAGAUUAUAUAUAA